Messenger RNA from Tremella mesenterica DSM 1558, 1350 nucleotides. RefSeq lists its product as uncharacterized. The transcript has 9 exons. Gene Ontology annotation, biological process: vacuolar protein processing; regulation of vacuole fusion, non-autophagic; protein phosphorylation. Gene Ontology annotation, molecular function: ATP binding; protein serine/threonine kinase activity. Bases 20 to 1105 code for a protein of 361 amino acids. Gene Ontology annotation, cellular component: Golgi apparatus; cytoplasm. The record is from RefSeq and is a predicted model, not a curated record. NCBI's taxonomy places the organism in Eukaryota, Fungi, Basidiomycota, Tremellomycetes, Tremellales, Tremellaceae.
CACUCCUAUCCUGGUCGUCAUGGCCAACUACACCAACGACACUCUCGCUAUAGCCUUGGACCGUAUCAGAUUUUAUGCAAAGGACGCUUUUGUCUCUAUAUCACAAUGCAUCUGCAAACCUGAUACCACACUCAAAAUCAAUGGUCGUUCUUAUCAUGUCGACAAACUCUUGGGCGAAGGCGGGUUUUCAUUCGUUUACCUAAUACAUGAUGUGGAAUCAGGUCGAGCCUACGCCCUGAAAAAGAUUUUGGUGACUUCUGGUCAAGAGGGUGUCAAAGCAGCAAUGAAGGAAGUGGAAGCGUACAGAAGGUUCAGACAUCCUAACAUUAUAAAAAUUCUUGAUUCUUCAAUCGUACAAGAUGAGAGUGGUCAUGGUAAGAUCAUUUACUUAUUUUUACCUUAUUAUCCUCGUGGAAAUUUACAAGAUUCUAUGACCGUAGCUGUUAAUACGGGCGAUCGCAUACCUGAAAAACGUUUGCUGGAAUUAUUUCAUGGCACUUGUUUAGCGGUACGAGCUAUGCAUCGAUAUCACUCACCGGUUGAUUCUUCCACCUACCCUCCUACUCAAGGAGCCGACCCUUUGUCUGGUGAAAACGAUCCAUUAUUUGACCGUGACGAGAGUGAUCCUACCGUAGAGGGGGAAUCAGUGCCAUAUGCCCAUCGUGACAUAAAACCAGGUAAUAUCAUGAUAGCAGAUGAUGGUUCUCCAAUCUUGAUGGAUUUUGGUUCUACUGUCAAAGCUCGAAUCGAUAUUCGUACAAGACAACAAGCAUUGCUGGAACAAGAUGCGGCAAGUGAACAAUCAACGAUGCCGUAUCGUGCUCCGGAACUAUUCGAUGUCAAAACUGGUAAGCGACUAGACGAAAAGGUAGAUAUAUGGUCACUCGGAUGUACACUCUUCGCUGUGGCUUAUGGACAUUCUCCAUUCGAGGUCGAAGGACAAUCAAUCGCUAUGGCCGUCGGGAGUGGACGAUAUCGACAUCCUGGCGGAUACUCCCCAAAGUUGAUCGCCCUCAUCGAUUCCAUGUUGAUAGUGGACCCAGAAAAACGACCGGACAUCGAAAAGGUUAUUGCUCUUACCGAGGAAACACUCAAAAGCUAUUAAUCAUGCAUAACGUCGGACUCUCGAGUUGAUCUGUGAUGGCCAGCAAGUUUGUGACAUUGGAAGAUGUAAAUGUCCAGGAAAGGGGAUCUUGACGACGUUUGUCGCCAUCAAAGGUCUUGGGAUUGGGAUUUGGGGGGAAGGAAUGUGAAAGGGAUCAAGCCUAGGUGUAAAGGGUCGUUGACGAUAUGUGGACGAUUGCUGUACAUACUGCAUAUUAAAAAAAUGACAAAAGACAAUUUUGUUUC